UCUGGGAUGUGUUGUUGACAUUUGAAUAAUUGAACGUUUGGCGAGUUCGGAAUUUCGCAAGAUGGCAAUGAUCUGUUCUCGUGGAGGCUGAUUAAAGGAGAAAAUACAUCAUUCUGCACCUGUUGAGGCUUCUGCGCGGGGCCGGCUGCCAGGGGCGCUGUCGUUCCACCGUUCCGUGAAAUAUGGAGCAUCAGCUGUGACACGUGAGGACGGGCCAGUGACGAAGGCGAGAGAGGGCCGGCCUGCACCGUACGUCAUGUAGGCAGGCCGAGGUGAUCUGUUUAUACGCCCGCGACGCCCCAUUGCGCAACGCCCACGCAAGCUGAGGAGAGGAUCACGAUAUAAAACGCUGUGUACACAUGAUAGACAACGCAUUUGCGAAGGCGGAACACGGCCAGACGGCGACCGGCUUGCCCUCGAAGAAAUUGGCUGCGGGCAUGUUUAUAACGCGUACAUGUCAGUGACGUGUGCUGUGUCACGCUAGAAAAGACAGUCAGAGAAAGAGAGAGAGAGAAAAAGAGAUAAUCCUCGAAAUAAUCAAGAAGUAGAACAAUCCCAUACCGCCGCUAACACUCGGGGCAAGACAGUUCUAUGCCCACAAGUGCCCCAAGUUUGUGAAUGAUUAAUUAGAACAACAAAUGACUUCCUCGGAGGCAGGGGGCGAGAGAGAGGAGUUUGAUGGGUUGAUGUUAUCGCUCAGUGAAUCGUUCAUUCUGCUUGGACGAGCGCUGAAUUAUGGAAAGUGAACAAUGUUUGCACAGACUAUCGUUCAGUGUUCUCAGUGUUUCAAGAAAGAGUAGCUUUGUUUUUAAACGUUCAAGAACUACGAAGGACUUUGGCCAUGAGACUGUAUCGGUGUUUUUCAGUGUUUUUGAUUUUUGCAGCCGACAUUGUUUACGAAAAUUGAGGUGAUAGAAAUCUUUUCUCUUUUUUGGUCUGUGUUUUCCGCUCUCUUUUGUGAACCAUAAUGAGUCCCGACGUAUUUUAAAGGAAAUGCGGUGAGACGAAAGAAGGUAAAAAAGGAGCCAAUGUCUUCAGAUAAUUUCUUCCUUUCGCUAAUGAUGGGCCUACACUAAUGACUUUAUGUUUCCGUGUUACGUAAAUUUUUUCUCGGGCCUUUAAUUGAUGGGAAAUAUGUGUUAAUUCUCUGGUGGCCGUAGAAAAGUGGUGUUUUUUUGGUCUCUGUGUAUUUGGCCUUUGUAUUACAGUGGAGAUUGCCCGGCCGGAGGAUAUGUAAACAGACCGAUAUCAAACAAUGUAGAAAGACGAUCGCCGCAUAGCUGAGCACGCCGUUAGCCAUAAAGGUGUUUUUUACCUGCACUGAGCCAGAGCCCCCUCGUGAGGCGUCUGCUGGCUGCGGGUCUUAAAGGGACACGGGGACGCGAGGAGGCAAGUGUCUCGCCAAGAGGACGACCCACAAUUCGAGUCGCAGAGCUAACGUGACGCGGCGACCAUGUAUUCGCGCACGCCGUCCCCGCUGACACCUGAGGCGCAGCGGCUGGGGACGAGGGAGUACAUCCGCGCGUUCGAUACCGACACGCGGGUGGACGACACGGCGGAGUUCCUCGAGUGCUACUCCCUCGAGCGCGGCCACACCAACGCCAAGAUCACCGUGCUCUCCGCGGGGCGACACGGCGGCGCCCCAGACUGCUACGAGGAGUGCGAGCUGGACGGGAGUUACUCGGAGUUCGUGGAGACCCAGUGGGCCAAGGGCAGCGUCAGCGAGGUGGAGCCCAUCAGCGACAGCAUCCACGGCAGCGAGAGGGAAGUCAGCCAUGACAUCGGAAGCGACACGGAAAGCGUCGUCGUCAGCGCCCCCUUGCAUGGGCCGACGACGGUCAGGUGCGUGUGCGUCUGCAACAAGAAGGGCUGUGAGUAUGUCAACAAGCCGUACGAUUUGCACAGCAUACGAGAGUCGCCCGCGGGCAAGAUGUCUCGUCGGUACCGCCUCGUCACCUGGCUGAGGUCCUUCAUCCCGCCGACGGCUCAGAGCCCGACGAUAGACACGGUGGACGUCGGCUCGAGGGUGUACCCCGAGAAGAAGUCCAAGAUCGUGCGGCUGUUCAGAAGUCGGAGAUUUCGGAAGAGCGGAGUGAGGGCGCCCGAGGGCGAGGUCGCGCCCAACACGGUGGAGGGCCUCGGCAAGUCCCUCACGAGCCUCAACGUGGUGAAGAAGCCCGUCUUCCCCGGCGAGAUGAAGAGACUCAGGGCGUGCGACGUCUCCAUCCCGAGGUCCAUCGGGGUCAUGAUCGGGGUCACGCUCAUCCUCCUGGGCGUGACCUAUGACCACGGGGUAAAGCACGGCGUCGACAACCUCCUGCAGGAGUGUUGGUCGUGGCUCAGGACUAGUUACAUGAACUUUGGGGACGAAUUUGUCUCCUAUAAUAGCUUAUUCUUUAGAAUAACUAACUCAGAGGUUUUAGGAGAACCGUAUCCACGGUACGGACUCAAUGGCACUAAAAAAGAGAGUUCCAAUAUCACAAAAUUCCAAGAAGCCAUCAAUAAGGUGGACCCCAAGUUCUUGUUCAUCUUAGAGGGUUUAAGAUUAUCCGUCCAGUUAUUCUUCUUCAGUAUAAACGACAAAGCCGAGUUAAGCAGCAAGGAAGUGGUCGUCCACGAAAAAGGUCCGCUCUUCUUCCGGAUAUCCUUCAAGAGAACGGCGGGGCUGCAGGUGGACUACGUGCCCGAGAGGUCCUCCAUGACGCUCUCGACGCCCUUCCACGUGUAUGACCUCAUGAAGAUGAUAAUCACUAGCAAUGGUCUUCCAUACUUCGGCAUGCACAUGAACGACUUCCACAAGACGAACCCGUCUGCGCUGCUGACGAUGAUCAUCAACAACCUCAAGAAGUUCAACGUCGACACCACCUUCCUGUCGAGCAUCCAGGCCCAGAUCUCCAAGGGCAGGGUCAAGCGGUCGCCAGAGGAACCCGACGCGCCAGACGCCACCACGGCCACGCCCACCACGGUGCGGGAUCCAGAGACGACCGAGAAGGCGAGCACGCACAACACCUCGAUUCCCUUCACGCUGGACAUGCCCACGCCGUCGAAGCUGAGGCGCAGGGGCACGGAAGGGCCCAGCACCUCCGGCAGCAGCGUUGCCAUGAUCACGACGCCGAGGGCCAGCCGGCUCAGGAGGUCCACCGCGGAGCCCAACCAGAGCAAAAGCGCCUGGAGGUCCAUUGCAGAGAUCUCGAGCAAGAUAUUCCUGCCGCUUCCUCUGGACACGAAGAAGACGGUGUUGCUGCCCGUGCCCUUCAUCGAGAAGAACCUGACGCUCCGCUACCGCCACUCCGUCGACAUGCUGGGGCUGCCGGGGUACCAGUUCGUGCUGGGCAACGCCAUCGGCAGCGGGGGGGACUCGUCCUCGCGCUCCGAGCUGUACCCCUCCCUCAGCUACUCGAGGGUCAAGGACGGAGAGCGGACGGAGUCUCCCUCAAACACGCACCUCCCGCGACACAGGAACAAUGACAGAAGAAAGCACCUCCACAGACACUCCAAGCACCAGAACUUCCUCGACAAUGACAUGUUCAGGAACAGCUACAAUGAGGUUCUGGGCGUCGUGGACCUCGAGCCGCUCCUCCUCGAGACCAUCGGGAGGCUGCUGCUCAUCGGGCGCUACGUGGAGCGCUACCCCUUCUGGCUGUCGGCGCCCCACUUCCUGUCCCUGACGGACCACAUCGGCAGCGCCAACGGCACGGCGUCCGACAAGGGCACCAAGGUGAAGGUGCUGCCGCAGACCAGCUCGCAGCUCAGCCCCACCAACUCCAACCUCCUGCUGGGGGUGAACGGCAUCUCCGCCAACGAGUCGCUGCACGGCUCGUUCAUCUACUACCACCCCAUCCUGGGCGUUCCCAUCAAUGCCUCUCUCGCCGUCCAACUAGGUAUCCGCCCACCGGAGGGGAUGCUGCACGCCCACAAGCUGGUCCCCGUCAUGUGGGCGAGAAUACAGGUCGAGGAGAUUCCCCUGAGCCUCUGGUACAUCCUGUGGGCGGCGUGCCACCUGCGGGAAACCAUCAUGGCCUGCUUCAUCAUCACGGGCCUCCUCGUCAUCAGCUGCUCCCUCACCUGCGGCAAGAAGAAGCGGGGGGAGGACGAGGAAAAGCCUCUGGAAGAACGUCCAAACAGUGCCUAGAUGUGCUCGCGGGGACGCCGGACGCCUCAGGACCCGACAGACAGACGAGGAGACUGAAGUGAAAAAAAGUGUAUAUCUGUAUCAUAAAAGAUUUUAAUCCUAUUUUGGAUAACGAUGGAGAACGUGAGCCUCAUCCUCGCCCUCCUACUCGAAUAAGGAUGUGUCGAGGGCGAGACAAGGGGCGUGUACCAUGGUAUAUUAAAGUCUUCCUGGAGAUUUAAUAGAUAAAUAAAUAAAAUAAAAGUGUUAAUAUCGGACACCAUUUCUUUUAUUUAUUAUAAUUCAACAACACGAGUGUCACGCACAGAGACGCUCAUCCAGGCUUUGGGAAAGAAAGAAAGAAAGAAAGAAAACGAGAAAAGAAAAAAAAAA
This is a messenger RNA of Penaeus vannamei (Pacific white shrimp), 4504 nucleotides long. RefSeq lists its product as uncharacterized. Lineage: Eukaryota; Metazoa; Arthropoda; Malacostraca; Decapoda; Penaeidae. The record is from RefSeq and is a predicted model, not a curated record.